Messenger RNA from Macroventuria anomochaeta, 2115 nucleotides. RefSeq lists its product as uncharacterized. The record is from RefSeq and is a predicted model, not a curated record. NCBI's taxonomy places the organism in Eukaryota, Fungi, Ascomycota, Dothideomycetes, Pleosporales, Didymellaceae. The transcript has 2 exons. Bases 1 to 2115 code for a protein of 704 amino acids.
AUGCCCAUCGACCGAAGCACCCCCAACAACUCGCGGCCUCUGAUGCCCACGCUCGCUAGCAACCGGACCGCCGCAAACGGGAAGACACCCGUCACCCCACGCCUCGCCCUCGCGCCCUCUGCGCCUGCCAGCAGCUCCUCGCAGACAGGCCGCACUGUGCGCAGCGCCAAUGGAGUCGCUCCUCGGCUCGCCGCCCCCAUCAAGGACGACACCACGCCCGCCAAGUCGCUCCUCAGCACCAACAUCACACCGCGCACCACCACACGGAAGUCGCGGGUAGGAGUGGGCAGCAGCUCGUCCACGCCCAACGCCUCACCUGCGACUACCCCUAUCAGCUCGCGCCCCUCGUCCACGGUCGGUUUUGCGCACAGGGAGCACGGUUCUGCUCAAAGUGGGCCGGUAAUAAAUGCGAACCACAGUGCACCGACCGGCCCUCGACCGCGGAGCACUGUGGGGAGCAACAGCCACAAUGUCACACCGACACCACGCUUGCCGCUGUCGAGCGUGUACAAUCACACGCCGCCUGAGACUAGCCAGGCGAAAGAUGGCUCGCCCAUGUUCUUCCAUGCGAACAGCAUCAAGUCGCCCAAGGAGCAAGCCCCGCCACAGAGACCUCCGCAGAAGAAGCCCGCUGUCUUCUUCCACGCGAAUGGUGACGAGGCCAACAGUCCGCGCGGGCCUGCCGUCCCGUCGCCGCCAUCUUCGGCAGCUUCGUCAGCCGUGGGCAGGCCGCAGCUUGGAAGCAAGUUCCUUCAUGCCGACUCCACCCCAGAAGUGCGAUCUCCGCCAAUGCUGAGUCCACCAAUAGUCGCAGCUAUACCGGACCUGCCACCCAACCCAGCUGCUCCUCAGGGACCUGCGGUUCGGGCGCCUUCGCCAACCAAGGAUUGGGGCCACCUGUCCUAUCGAAAGGGUGCCUCACAAAUAAUGCGUCCGAACUUGCACACCCGCAACUCGGCUCUGUCCGUGUUAUCUGGCAUCAGCGUGACAGAAGAGCUGGACAGCUCGCGAAGACGGUCCAGCGUUACGUCGUCACUCAGCAGGCCGGGGCACUAUAAAAGCGCCAGUCUCUCAUCGAUCGACUCGGUCGCCGACUUGAGAAGAGUACCUUCUCACGAAGCCCACGCCACUACACCAAGCCCCACAUACCACGGCAGCCGCGUCGUCAGCAACAGCUCAUCCGUAGCCGACAACAUCGCGCCUACGCCGUCACCACUGGCCAUCAGCCAGAACGCUCUACCCUCGCCUGGGCUGGCAAGCCCAACGAAAGCUGCCGGAGGCCAAAGUGCGCUCGAGAUGAUGAACGAGCUAGCGGCAAAUGCUCGACGAGAGCGAAAAGUCCUCGACCUCGAGAUCAGCAACUCAUCCCUUCUCGCCAUCAACCGCUCACUGGAGAAGGAGAUGCGCAAACAGAAGGCUGAGCUGAAACGCUUCCGUCGAAUGAGCCGCGCGGGUCGCUUCUCAAUCGACGCUAUCACUUCGACCCUGGACACCUUUCCCGCAAAGCGUACCAGUGAUCUCUCGGACAUGUCUGAAGUCGAAGAGGACGAAGGAGAGGAGGUACCUUCAGAGGAAGAGUUGGAGAGUAGCGAGUCUUCCUUCGACGAGAGCGUCCUGGAGAACGGCGACCAAGCAGAGCGCGACGAAGCCUACCGCCUCAAGGACGAGAAGCGUCUUCAGCUGGACCUGGCAAAACACCGUGGCCUGCUCAUGGACAGUCAGAAGAUGAAUGAGAGUCUCAAGCGAUGUCUAGGCUGGACAGACCAGCUCAUCAAGGACGCACAAAAGGCCCUCGACUACAAAGUCAACGUCAGCGAUGUCAGGCUCGGUGGUCGAGUGCUUGUUACCGGAGACGAUGAAGAGGAGGACACCAGCGAUCACGAGGAGGCAAGAGGGCUUCUCAGCCCCUGGAGCCCUCCGCAACGUGCGGCCGACACCCUCGACCCACCAGUACCCGACUUUGCUCGAGCAGAAAACCGCGACAGCGGUGUGGACGUCGGCCGCGUAAAGCACAAUGGCCGCGAUUUACCUGACGAAUUCUCACCACUCGACCCACCCUUCGGGGACAAACUAUCUUACCUUCACGCCGCUAUUGACGCCCUCGAGGCAUCCUAA